Messenger RNA from Striga hermonthica, 585 nucleotides. The record is from the annotation of a GenBank genome assembly. NCBI's taxonomy places the organism in Eukaryota, Viridiplantae, Streptophyta, Magnoliopsida, Lamiales, Orobanchaceae.
AUGAGCGGUCUGAAAGAGGAAAGAGAGGCUGCAGCUGAGAUUUUCAAGAAUGAGGGUUUGAAAGAGGAAAUCAACAAUGUGGGCUCGGUGGAUGAUAAGAAGAGAUUGAUCGACGAUGUUAGGCAGGCUUUAUACGCAUCCAAGAUUUGCAGUUACGCCCAAGGGAUGAAUUUGCUGAGGGCAAAGAGUAUGGAGAAAGGUUGGGGCCUGAAUUUGGGUGAGCUUGCUAGGAUUUGGAAAGGCGGGUGUAUUAUUAGGGCCGUUUUCUUGGAUAGGAUCAAGCAAGCUUACCAGAGAAAUCCGGGCCUUCCGAAUUUGUUGGUCGACCCUGAAUUUGCUCGGGAGAUGGUUCAAAGGCAGGCGGCUUGGAGGCGGGUUGUUGGCUUGGCCAUCCAGAGGGGUGUUAGUGUUGCCGGAAUGUCGGCAAGCUUGCAGUAUUUUGACACGUACAGGCGUGGGAGGCUUCCGGCUAACCUCGUGCAGGCACAAAGAGACUACUUUGGGGCGCAUACUUACGAAAGGGUUGACCUUUCGGGGGCUUACCACACUGAGUGGUCAAAGCUUGCUCGGAAAGCCAGAUUGUAG